Messenger RNA from Oreochromis niloticus (Nile tilapia), 1581 nucleotides. It is a transcript of the gene rnf185, whose product is annotated as ring finger protein 185. The transcript has 6 exons. The record is from RefSeq and is a predicted model, not a curated record. Gene Ontology annotation, molecular function: metal ion binding; ubiquitin protein ligase activity. Gene Ontology annotation, cellular component: endoplasmic reticulum. NCBI's taxonomy places the organism in Eukaryota, Metazoa, Chordata, Actinopteri, Cichliformes, Cichlidae. Gene Ontology annotation, biological process: ubiquitin-dependent protein catabolic process. Bases 338 to 907 code for a protein of 189 amino acids.
AAGGCUAUUUUCUAGACUCCUCACAGCAAAUUAUGAGUGUCACUCACCAUCGAAUCAUUUUCUGAGUAACAGCGUUUAACAUCUGUCGCUCAGCUGUUGGUUAAUCUCUCUGUGAAACUGUCGUUUUGUGCUUAGUUUUCUUUGUUUGCUAACGUUAGCGUAAAUGUUCGACUUGGACGUUUCUUCCAGCAGGGUAUUUUUGUUUGUUUUCACUCCUUUCUCCUCUCGUUAGCUCCACUUCCUGGCCACUGGACCUCUUUAUGUGUAUGUAUUGAGACCCCGGGUGCCAUUGUAGUCACCCCAGCUACUUGUUUAGAGGAUUUAAGCUGUGUGACAAAUGGCCAACGCUGGUCCUCCGACUCCGGGCGUUGAAAACGCAAGUCCCGGAUCCAGUAGCUCGGCCGCCGCUGACAGUGGCAACCAGGACAGCACCUUUGAAUGUAACAUAUGCCUGGACACCGCCAAAGACGCCGUCAUUAGUUUAUGUGGACACCUCUUCUGCUGGCCUUGUUUGCAUCAGUGGCUGGAGACUCGACCUAACAGACAAGUGUGUCCAGUAUGCAAAGCUGGUAUCAGCCGAGAUAAAGUAAUCCCCAUAUAUGGGCGCGGAAGUACAGGUCAACAGGAUCCAAGAGAAAAAACCCCCCCUCGACCACAAGGACAAAGGCCCGAGCCAGAAAACCGUGGGGGUUUUCAGGGAUUUGGCUUUGGAGAUGGAGGCUUCCAAAUGUCAUUUGGGAUCGGUGCCUUUCCGUUUGGUAUUUUUGCAACAGCUUUUAACAUCAAUGAUGGAAGACCUCCUCCAGCAGCGGCUCCGGGGACACCGCAGCACAUGGACGAGCAGUUUCUGUCUCGACUCUUCCUCUUUGUGGCUCUCGUGAUCAUGUUUUGGCUGCUAAUUGCAUAAAACUCGAGAUCUGACACAUCUUCUGUGAUUCUGCUUCCAUACUCUUUUUUUUUUUCCCCUCUGGCAAUAAAUGUGAUUAUACAUAAACAAAUGACACAUAACUGAAAUGUUGUCACUUUCAUGUUAUAAAUAAUAAAAAGAAAAAAGUAAAAUGAUCCUACUUACAAACGCAGUUCAAAGUUUUAUACAGACAUUCUUUAGGGACUGAUGAGUGAAACUUACCGUGUUUAAAUUUAUUGAAGUGUAUGUUGUUAUUGUUGCCAUCUAAAUCUAAAGAUCUCCAGAUUAUUUGGAAUUGUAUUUAAUUUUUUUUUUUUCCUGGGUCUGGUCACCGAAACAAGGUCAACCUCAGUGCUGAUCGUUUGUUGCUUAAAAAAAAGAAAGUUUUCAGAAACCCCAAAGUUUCAUCACACAAUUAGUGGUUUAGUCUUGCAAGUGAUGGCAACAUAGGGUAUGGGUCUACAGCCAGAAAGAGAAAACAGAUCUUUAUUCUGCAUGGAAGGCAUGCUGGGAAAAGACAAGAAAAAACAGUUUGCCAAACAGGACUUUAGUUAAAAUUAUUUGGCUACAGUAACAAUGAGCGUGUCCUUUGGGAUUUUGGGACAUACUUUGAGGAUCCAGUGAUUAUUUUAACUGAGUUUUGCAACAUAACAAAAAUUACUUAAAUGUAAUCU